Molecule: messenger RNA, 1080 nt
Organism: Nestor notabilis (Kea)
Lineage: Eukaryota; Metazoa; Chordata; Aves; Psittaciformes; Psittacidae
Gene: B4GALT7
Product: xylosylprotein beta 1,4-galactosyltransferase, polypeptide 7
Exons: 5
Biological process (GO): proteoglycan biosynthetic process; carbohydrate metabolic process
Molecular function (GO): xylosylprotein 4-beta-galactosyltransferase activity
Source: RefSeq, a predicted model, not a curated record
CCCCAGGCCCCGCUCCCGCCAGUGGAGGAUGAGCCGUCGUGGGGUCCCCAUCGCCUGGCGCUGCUCGUCCCUUUCCGGGAGCGGUUCGAGGAGCUACUGACCUUUGUGCCAUACAUGCACCGCUUCCUAAGCACCAAGAGGAUUCGCCAUCACAUCUUCAUCCUCAACCAGGUGGAUCAUUUCAGGUUUAACAGGGCAUCCCUGAUCAACGUGGGCUUCCUGGAGAGUGGCAACACCACUGACUACAUUGCAAUGCAUGACGUUGAUCUGCUGCCCCUCAAUGAGCAGCUGGACUACAGCUUCCCGGAGGCAGGACCCUUCCAUGUGGCAUCCCCAGAGCUGCACCCACUCUAUCACUAUAAGACCUAUGUGGGUGGUAUCCUGCUGCUCACCAAGCAGCACUACGAGAUGUGCAAUGGCAUGUCCAACCGCUUCUGGGGCUGGGGACGGGAGGAUGAUGAGUUUUAUCGACGUAUCAAAGGAGCUGGUCUCCAGGUUCGCCGUCCUUCUGGAAUCACAACUGGAUACGAGACUUUCCAGCACCUGCAUGACCCAGCCUGGAGGAAGAGAGACCAGAAGCGCAUCGCUGCACAGAAGCAGGAACAGUUUAAGAUGGAUCGGAAGGGAGGCCUGAACAAUGUGAGGUACCGAAUUGAGUCACGGACAGCUCUGAGUGUGGCAGGAGCCCCUUGCACCGUCCUUAAUGUCUUGUUGGACUGUGACACAAACGAGACCCCUUGGUGCACGUUCAGCUGAGCCAAUUGCAUCACUGUGCUUGAGCUGAGAUGCCGGGGCUGCCACCAAGCUGCUUGGAGCAGGCAGGAUCUUUGCAGUGGCCGAUCAUGGCAGUGCUGGCGAGACACAGAGGGACAGAAAAGGCCAAGAACCAGGCUUUGCUGGGACCAACAGAAGAGGCUGAGAGUGGGACUUGGUGGCAUCACUGUGGACACUGGUGCUGCCUCCCAGGGCAGGUGCAGGAGGCUGUUUUCCUGCUCUGGACAUGGCUGAGCUGCCACCCAGCUCAGAGGACAAUAAAGAACUAUCAGGGCACCUGUGUGUUGUGAGUGCCCUGGGCUAUGC